ACGCUCAUUUCAACGAUCCGCUACAUCAUGGCUGACCAGUCGGGUGUGAUAUGUGGUCAAGGAUACAUCAAUUUAUCUGAAUAAACUCACGUAUCAUCCAGAAGCAGCAUGACUGUCAUGCUGGUGUCUUUGGUUCUCGGGGCGCUUAUAGCCCUUUACUUUUAUCUGACGCGAAAUUACAAGUAUUGGCAAAAACGUGGAGUACCUUGCCUGGAUGGAGCUCUGCCGGUGUUCGGUCAUAUGUUGCCGGUGAUCUCCAUGAAGACAUAUUUGGCCGAUUUCUGUACCAAGAUUUAUAAUGACUACAAGGGUCGCAGCAUGGUUGGAAUCUACGACUUCGCGUCACCGUCGUUAAUGGUCCUCGAGCCGGAGCUAGUGAAAACGGUGCUGCAAACCAAUUUUUCAAAUUUCGCCGAGAACACCGUCGAACUCGAUCCUAAAGUGGAUCCGCUCCUGGCGCAUAAUCCUUUCGUUCUUUCCGGUGAGAGAUGGUUACUCAACAGAAAACGCAUAACUUAUGCGUUUUCCAGCAUGCGAUUGAAGCUCCUGCUUGAAAACGUCAAAAAAGUGUGUGUGUCGUUCGAGAAGUACGUGAAUGAAAAACUGAGCAAUAAACAAACGGAAUUCGAACUAAAAAGCCUGUUUGCUAGGUACUCCGCGCAAGUAGUAGCCGCUGCUGGUUUCGGCGUGGAUGGAUAUUGCUUCGAUGACGAGAAAAAAGAUAUAUCUUUCCGAAAACUCGGAAAAGCCAUUUUCGAGCCGACGAAACGAAAUAAAAUUACGUUUGCUUUAACGUUUCUCAUUCCGUCGUUAAACAGAAUCUUCAAAUUAAGCAUGAUUCCGAAGCACGUUGACCAUUUCUUCAGGACGCUGGUUGCGGAUCUCACGGAACAAAGGAAGAAGGACGGAAUACCUAGGAAUGAUUUUAUCAAUUUGAUGUCUGAACUGGAGCGAGCGGAGGGCAGUGAAUUCGACACCGAAUAUAUCACGGGGCAUGUGAUGAUGUUAGUUCUCGACGGCUAUGAGACCGCCAGCAGUGUUAUGAGUUACAUCGGAUUUCAUUUAGCCACUCACCCAGAAGUACAGGAGAAAUUGCGCGAGGAGGUGAUAUCCGUACUCAACAAAUAUGACGGUGAACUGACUUACGAAAAUUUGAGAGAGAUGACGUUCAUGGACCAGGUCUUCAACGAGACGAUGAGGUUGUUGCCCGCAGCAGUGGUCAUGAAGAAACGAUGCACGGAAGAGAUCGAACUGAAAGGAUCCGAUGGAAUUACUUGUCGCGUGCCACCCGGAAUGGAAAUCCUGAUACCGGUUAAAGCUCUACACAGUGAUACUCAAUACUGGAAAAAUCCUGAAGAGUAUGAUCCUGAAAGAUUCGAUAGAAAAAACCACAUCGAAAAAUUCACCUUUCUUCCCUUCAGCGAAGGUCCGCGCAUUUGCGUAGGUAUGAGAAUGGCCCAGUUGCAGAUAAAGGCAGGCUUGGCUAUUCUUAUAAAAAAAUACAGACUGAAAUUAUCGCCAAGAACGCAAUUACCUUUGAAGAUGAUACCUGGAACCAUUUUACCAUCACCGGUAGGCGGUCUGUGGGUCACUAUUCAGCAGCUUUAAAUACGAAUAAUUUUUUCCAGCGUCACAAGUAAUUUUUUACGUUUAAAGCAAAACUUUGUAAUUAAUCUUUUAAUAAA
Wasmannia auropunctata (little fire ant) is the source of this 1685-nucleotide messenger RNA. RefSeq names its product cytochrome P450 6a2-like. The record is from RefSeq and is a predicted model, not a curated record. Gene Ontology annotation, molecular function: monooxygenase activity; heme binding; oxidoreductase activity, acting on paired donors, with incorporation or reduction of molecular oxygen. Bases 109 to 1608 code for a protein of 499 amino acids. The transcript has a single exon. Lineage: Eukaryota; Metazoa; Arthropoda; Insecta; Hymenoptera; Formicidae.